GUUAACAUUCUGUCACACACUGUCUUUCACAGAGUUUCACUGACGCUGUCGAGAUCAGGAGCAACUUUGCACUCGUUUUCUUUUUUACAGUCGACAUUUGGAUUUAAACUUAUUAAGAGGAAAUGUCCCAUCCCAGCACUCUGGAUUUAGACAGAUACAGCAGCCUGGACAAAUCCCGGCGCUCAACAAGUCGCAACCAGACCAGAGUACGGAGUACAGAGUCCCAGGCCAAGUCUGGAGAUGUCCUGUGUGACUUCUGCACAACGAGGAAGCAGAAGGCAGAGAAGUCCUGCCUGCUUUGCCUGGCAUCCUACUGUGAGACCCAUCUCCAGUCUCACUAUGAGUACCCUGCUCUGAUGAAACACAAACUGGUCAAAGCUACAGGCCAGAUGAGGGAGAAAGUCUGCGCCCAGCACGACAAGCUGCUGGAGGCCUUUUGUCGCACUGAUCAGACAUCGGUGUGUGUGUUGUGUAUGAUGGAUGAGCAUAAGCACCAUGACAUUGUCCCAGCUGGAACAGAGAGGACAGAAAAACAGAAACAACUUGGUGUUACGCUGCACAAAUCUCAACAAAGGAUUGACCAGAGGGUUAAAAAAUGGCAGGAUCUAUAUCAAGCUGUGGAAUCAGUCAAGCACUCUGCUCAAAUGGCCCUGGAAGAGAAUGAACGGAUCUUCACUGAGCUGCUGCUCUCCAUUGAGAGAAAGUACAAUGAAGUCAAAGAGAUGAUUCGCUCCCAUGAGAAAAGCACAGUGACGCGUGCUGACAUACUGUUGAAUCGAUUAGAGGAGGAGAUCACCCUUUUAAGAAAGAGGCACAAUGACCUGGACAAGCUUUCACACACUGACGAUCACAUACACUUUCUACAGAGCUGGCAGUCCCUGUCUGGUCCAUCAGGAUAUGAAGACCUCAACAACAUCAGCGUCGUCCCUUAUUACUCCUUUGAUGCCACCAAAAGGGCUGUUGCUGCACUGAAAUUACAAGUAGAAGAAGUCAGCAAAGCAGAAAUGAGUAAAAUCUCAGCAUCAGUGAAAGAUGUCCACAUCACACAGGACGCAAGUGAACCAAAGUCAAGGAGAGAGUCCAUUGUGAGGGAUGAACAAAGGACAAGGGAAGAACCGAGCCUAAGAGAAGAACCAAAAACAAGACAGGAUUUCCUGAGAUACUCUUCCCAGCUGACUCUGGACAUCAACAGCGUCCAUCCAAACCUUUAUCUGUCAGAGGGGAACCGGACAGCUACAAUGAAGAGCGAACCCAAGAAUUACCCCGAACACCCAGAGCGCUUCGACCACUGGCAGCAGGUGCUAUGCAGGGAGAACCUGAUUGGGACCCGUUCCUACUGGGAGGUAGACUGGAGGGGAACUGAGGUUGACGUGGCUGUUACCUACAGGGGGAUUCGCCGCAAAGGAGAUGGAAACGACUGCAGUCUGGGCUGGAAUGACAAGUCCUGGAGCCUGUACUGCUCCGACUCCAAAUUCUCCUUUGUGCACAAUAAUAAAAGUAAAGACUUACCGGCUCCAGACACGUCUCGUAUCGGAGUCUACCUGGAUUAUAAUGCAGGAAUACUUGCCUUUUACAGUGUGUCUGAUGGUAACAUGCAGCUUCUGCACAGAGUCCAGACUGUCUUUAAAGAGCCGCUUUAUCCUGCAUUCAGUGUGUGGGGCUUUGGGACCACUAUAAGACUGUAGGAGACUCUCAAACAGCAUCAGAGUGACUAAAUCAUCUCAUACUGAUGUCAUGAUAAUGUCAUGCCAAAUACUUUUUGGUUGAAAUUGUGUCACAUACAAACUCUUUUAGAAACACACACAACAAUAACAGUUGUCAUGUCUUAUCUCUUGUAUUCUGCUUUAUUGUGUUUAUGCACAUUACUACAUAUUUUAUUGCCAAGAUUGGAAUAAUAAGUUAUCUUGAUAUUCUUUAUUGGAGUAUUCAUUUAUAAAUACUGUGUUGGGGAGUAAUAGAAUGCAUGUACAUUAUUUGAAAAACAUAGAACACUUUAUAUGACUAAUUGUAUAGUUAAAUUACAGUUUAGGAUGCUGAUGAGAAUAAAUUUCCCUGCUUAAAAUGAAUAGAUUCUUUUAAGGACUUUUUCUGCUUUAUUUGCCCUGAAACUUUGAUAUCAUUAAUUAAUAAUGUCCUAUAAGACCUGGAUUUAAAGCGUAGGACAAAAGUCUAUCUCCAUUAUAGUAGUGUAUGUACACUGGUGAACAGUAUGUUACUGCUAUUUAUAUUUGAUCUUUUUCAUCCAUUUCAUGCUAUGAAAUGGGAGAAAACAAAACUACUCUGUGGUGCAAGUUUUAUUAUUAGUAUUCUAACAACUGAAUGUACUUCAUGUCAGAAAGUACAAACUUAAUAUUACUAUGUAACUGCAAAUGAUCAUAGUUUGAUUUUCAUCUUUUCUCAUUGGUUUUGACUCUAACUUGACGCUGUAGAAAAUAAAAGGCCAAGAAAAGA
Molecule: messenger RNA, 2451 nt
Organism: Sphaeramia orbicularis (orbiculate cardinalfish)
Lineage: Eukaryota; Metazoa; Chordata; Actinopteri; Kurtiformes; Apogonidae
Gene: ftr14l
Product: finTRIM family, member 14-like
Exons: 7
Coding region: 123-1685 (520 amino acids)
Molecular function (GO): protein binding; zinc ion binding
Source: RefSeq, a predicted model, not a curated record